AUGCAAGUGUCAUGGUACUUUCGCGCCGUGGUCCACACGCUCCUUGUAUGCGGCAUGACGUAUCAUGCGGUGGACGUGGACUCGCAUUUGCUGCCGUAUUCGCGCAACCUGUACGCCGAGCUGUGGCGGUUAUUGAAUGGAGGCGACCAGGACCAGCCGGUCAACUUGUUCACGAUUCGCCAUGCCGUUGAGCAUGUGCACAUGGUGCUUGCCAACUACUUUGCCCUCCCAAAUGUUGCGCUGGGAAAGCUGCACGUAGCGCCGUUUGCAGGCAUUCCCCUGCCUCAUCUGAACGUGGUGUUUGCCAGUCCAAGUGACCCCGACCACGAGAACAAUCAAACGUACGUUCUGGACAAGGACGACGAGCAGGCCUGGCCGGUUGGGCUCCAGAGAAAAGCCUCAGUUUCCGACACGCGGGCAUUCUUCGACUCGUUGAAGCACAUGACUUUGAUCAUGUCGGUGCAGUCACAUAAGCCUUCCAUUGCCAAUCCAAACGACAUGACCUUGCAACUUCGUGACUAUAUGCGGUGGAAGGCGCUGUUCAAGUACGACUUCUCGACCCAGGGUCAGAUGCAACUGCGCAUGGUCGUCAAUCGACAGCUUCCGACAUCAACAAGAAUUCGCCCCACACCAAGUCCUACCGAUUAUGUCGGCCGGUACAUGGCAGCCAUUGCCCUCGCAGGGCGAAACUUCGUGAUGGUGCAUGUGUCCGGCACAUGUGUCAUCGGGGUCAACAUCACGACCAUCGCGUGCUUCGUCCACGCAUGGAGCGAGGCUUCCGUCCUCGUGUAUGUCGAGCCAUUGAGUUGGAUCUAUGCGCUGACGAGUGCCGCGCAGUGGGUGGCCCUACUGCGGUUCCUCAGCUUCAACCCGCGCACAUAUAUCUUGGGCUUGACGCUCAAACGCGGCGCACCACAAGUCGUCGAGUUCCUCAUCGGGGUGUGUCCUUUGUUUGUGGGUUACGUCUUGUGUGGUACCAUCAUGUAUGGGGCAACUGUGCCGCGCUUUGCCGGCAUGGCCACCACCGCCACGACACUAUUUGCACUUGCGAACGGCGACGAGAUCCGCGACACGUUUGUGUCGUUGCCAUGGCAUGGGCAAGUCUACUUGUAUAGCUACAUCGUCAUCUUUGCGUACGUCGUGCUGAUGGUGUGCAUCGGGAUCAUGGAAGACGCGUUCUUUACGUCGGCGUUUCCUUCGCUGUGGAAGGAAAAGACGUUGUCCGAGGACGAGUGGACUCGAGUUGUCGAUUUGAUUCGGGCGGAAACGAUGGCCAAGUACCCCGAUAUUGCUGACAAGCAAGGAGAGAUUUUGAGUCACGUGCACCGGCAGUUGUUUUAG
Molecule: messenger RNA, 1341 nt
Organism: Aphanomyces invadans
Lineage: Eukaryota; Oomycota; Saprolegniomycetes; Saprolegniales; Verrucalvaceae
Exons: 7
Coding region: 1-1341 (446 amino acids)
Cellular component (GO): membrane
Molecular function (GO): NAADP-sensitive calcium-release channel activity
Source: RefSeq, a predicted model, not a curated record